Amoebophrya sp. A120 is the source of this 354-nucleotide messenger RNA. The record is from the annotation of a GenBank genome assembly. Lineage: Eukaryota; Dinophyceae; Syndiniales; Amoebophryaceae.
AUGAAGAUCACGACAAUUUGUCACUGAAGACGACGACAAUAGGAACAACUGCAUUUGCAACGUCGACGAACCGCCCUUCGUGCAUCAAAGCUCUCGAAGCAUUGCUUUACCCGAUAGGAAUAGAUACCACUUCCAGCUACAACCGAUUUAGAGUCCGUCUUCAGACCGAGAACUGCUUUUCAUUCUUCAAAUGCUCCCUUCAUAAGAGAACCCACUCAGAUGAUUUGUGCCUUGCUGUGAAUGCUAGUAGUAAGUUGUCCUAUACCUAUUCUACGGAUUCCUUGCGAAUUGCAGCCCUUCUUUCUCAGUACCAGUCUUGGGUUUCGGGUCGUUCGCGGCAGAAUGAUACCACAG